CCAAAAUUAGAGGUCAAGGAUAUGAUGGAGCUUCUAAUAUGCGAGGUGAACUUAGUGGAUUGAAGACUCUUAUUUUGAAUGAAAAUCCACAUGCAAGAUAUAUUCAUUGUUUUGCUCACCAAUUGCAAUUAGUUAUUGUGGCUGUUGCACAAAGCAAUAAGUUUGUGAGUGACUUUUUUGAAUAUUUGUCCAUGAUUACUAACAUGGUAGGAUCUUCUUGUAAAAGAAAGGAUGAGUUUCGGCAAAUGCAACAUGAAGCCAUGGUAGAGAUGUUAGAAAAGGGUGAGCUUACAACUGGGAGAGGAUUGAAUCAAGAAAGUAGUUUAGCUAGGCCGGGAGCUACACGCUGGGGUUCACAUCAUACAACCAUUAUCCGUAUUCUUUCUAUGUGGUCUCCUACUAUUCAAGUUUUGGACAAUAUAUUUGAUGAUGGAACUGAUCUAAAAUCGAGAGGCUCUGCUAGUAGUUUGGUAGAUAAGAUGGAGAGUUAUCAGUUUGUUUUUAUUGCUCAGUUGAUGAAAAAAAUAUUGGGAUUGACGAAUAUAUUGUCACAUUUCUUGCAACAAAAAGAUCAAAAUAUUCUGGAGGCUGUGAGCUUAGUUAAAAGCACUAAAGCUAAAUUUCAAGACUUGAGAGAAAGUGGAUGGGAUGGUCUCUUGGAAGAUGUCAGUAGCUUUUGUGUCAAGAACAAAAUUGACAUUCUUAACAUGGAAGAGACGAAUCAUCGUUCUAGACGUGUUCGUCACCCGGUAACAAAUUAUCACCACUUUCGUGUUGAUAUAUUUUGCCAGGUUAUUGACCAGAUCAGUCUUGAGAUGGAGAAUCGCUUUAGUGAGUCAAACACAGAAUUACUCACUUGCUUAGCAUGUCUUGAUCCUAGAGAUAAGUUCUCCAAUUUCUGUGAGUCAAAGCUACUGAACCUUGCAGAGUUAUAUUCAUGUGAUUUUUCAUCUGUUGACCGAAUGGAGCUGAAAGAGCAACUCCAAGUGUGGAUAUAUGAAAUGAGAACAAAUGAAUUAUUUUCUGACAUACAAACUAUUGGUGAAGUUUGUAAGAAGAUGGUUGAACUUAAAGUUCACAAUUCAUUUCACUUGAUAUAUCGUCUGAUUGAGUUGGCUUUAGUAUUACCAGUUGCAACAGCCACCGUUGAAAGGGCCUUCUCUGCGAUGAAUAUUAUCAAGACAGAUCUUCGCAAUAAGAUGGGAGAUGACUAUCUUAC
Messenger RNA from Cuscuta epithymum, 1219 nucleotides. The record is from the annotation of a GenBank genome assembly. Lineage: Eukaryota; Viridiplantae; Streptophyta; Magnoliopsida; Solanales; Convolvulaceae.